AUGCAAAUCAAGAACGUCCUGAACCUGGCCGUCGUCGGCAAUGCCCUCCUGGCCACCGCACACCCGGGUCACCAUGAGGAGCGUGAGGCCCUUCAGCAGCGCUCCUUCAAGCGCACCUUGGCCCACGGUCUGCAGAAGUGUGAGGCCAGCCUCGAGGCCAGUGGCCUCCACGCCCGCGCUGAGGCCCGUCGCCGCGCCGUUGUCGACAUGCACCGCCGUCAGCUGCAGGCCCGUGGCGACACCGCUGAGGUGCUGAACAAGUCGCACCUGUCCACCCGGCCCAUCUCGUCCAGCACCCCCGAGACCGAGGUCUUCAACGACGACAAGAAGAUCUGCCUCCUCGGUCCCAGCGCUGAGGGUGAGACCGGACCCUACUGGAUCCCCGGUGAGCACAUCCGCGGCGACAUCCGCGAGAAUGAGCCGGGUAUUCCUGUCACCGUCGAGCAGCAGUUCAUCGAUGCCGAGACCUGCCAACCUCUCAGCGGCAUCUACACCGAGAUCUGGGGCUGCAACGCCACCGGUGUCUACUCCGGCCUGGUGGCCGAUGGUAACGGCAACUCCAACGACCUGGCCAACUACAACCGCACCUUCCUCCGUGGUGUGCAGCAGACUGAUGAGGACGGAGUGGUGACCUUCAACACCCUGUUCCCCGGUCACUACGCUGACCGCACCACCCACUACCACAACAUUGUCCACUGGGGCGCCACUCUGCUGCCCAACAACACCCUGGCGGGUGGCUCCAUCCCCCACAUUGGCCAGAUCUUCUGGGACCAGGAUAUGAUCAGCAAGGUCGAGUCCACCUACCCUUACAACACCAACUCGAUCCCCAUCACCCCCAACGCGGAGGACCGCGUGGUCACCGUGGAGACCGAGAACGCCGACACCGACCCCUUCCUGAACUAUGUCUACCUGGGUGACUCCCUCGAGGACGGUCUGUUCGCCUACCUCACCGUUGCCGUCAACACCUCGGCCAUCCACUACCCCUACUGGACCAACGUGUACACUUCCACUGGCGGCGAGUCUGUCUGCGGUACCUGCGACGGUGACCCGGAUGCUGUUGACGGUGGUCUCCCCACCCCCUCUGCUUCGGCUUCUGCUUCUGCUUAA
Molecule: messenger RNA, 1107 nt
Organism: Aspergillus welwitschiae
Lineage: Eukaryota; Fungi; Ascomycota; Eurotiomycetes; Eurotiales; Aspergillaceae
Product: intradiol ring-cleavage dioxygenase
Exons: 1
Coding region: 1-1107 (368 amino acids)
Molecular function (GO): oxidoreductase activity, acting on single donors with incorporation of molecular oxygen, incorporation of two atoms of oxygen; ferric iron binding
Source: RefSeq, a predicted model, not a curated record